This is a messenger RNA of Triticum urartu, 1967 nucleotides long. RefSeq lists its product as uncharacterized. NCBI's taxonomy places the organism in Eukaryota, Viridiplantae, Streptophyta, Magnoliopsida, Poales, Poaceae. Gene Ontology annotation, biological process: regulation of DNA-templated transcription. The record is from RefSeq and is a predicted model, not a curated record. Gene Ontology annotation, molecular function: double-stranded DNA binding.
CUCAUCAGCAUUCCGAACUUCAAAAAAAAAAACUCAUCAGCAUUCCCCACCCCCAUCGCCGGGAAGAUAACCGCUGCCGCCGGCACUCACCGCGAUCGCGCCGUCGCGGCCGCCAUGAUCCGUCUCCGCAGCUGCAUCCUCACCCAUCUCCUCCAUUCGCCCCCCGCCUCUCCCAUCUCUCUCCGCCGUCUCCUCUCAACCACAGAGCCGGUGCCCCCCGUUCCGGCAAAUCCGGGCUUCGCCGUCGAGGACUACCUCGUCGCCACCUGCGGCCUCACCCGACCCCAGGCCCUCAAGGCUUCCCUUAAACUCUCCGGCCUCAAGUCACCCUCCAAGCCCGACUCCGUCCUCGCCCUCCUCGCCGGCCUCGGCCUCUCGAGCGCCGACGUCGCCGCCCUCGUCGCCGCUGACCCGCGGUUGCUCUGCGCCAAAGUGGACACACUAACCUCCAAUGUCGCGGGGCUCGCCGGCAUGGGCAUGUCGCGUUCUCAGAUCGCUCAGCUCGUUAUGCUCGGCUGCACUAUCUUCCGCUGCAAACCCGUCGUCUCCAGGCUGCACUACUACCUGCCCCUCUUCAGAUCCCCGGAGAACCUCCUUCGCGUUCUCAAGCAGAACUCCUACCUCCUGUCAUCCAACAUCGACAAGGUGGUAGAGCCCAACGUCGUAUUCCUGCGGGAGUGCGGGCUAGGUGCUUGUGAUAUUGCCAAGCUGUGCACCUCUCUUCCGAGGCUGCUUAGCAUCAAACCAGAGAAGGUCCGGGCGAUGGCGGCAUGUACCGAAAGUCUGGGUGUGCGCCGCGGCUCCGGGAUGUUCAGAAAAGCGAUGCAGGCUGUCGCGUUCCGCGGCGAGGAGAAGAUCGCCGCCGAAGUGGCGUACUUGAAGAGGACGUUCAGGUGGUCCGAUGCUGAGGUGGGCAUUGCUGUCUGUAGGUCUCCAAUGGUGCUGUCGAGGUCUGAGGACACGCUCCUGCGUAUGUCCGAGUUCCUUAUCUCUGAGGUGGGGCUGGAACCGGCGUACAUUGCUCCUCGGUCAGUAAUGCUCUGUCUUAGCCUCGAGGGUCGACUGAGGCCUCGGUACUAUGUUACGAAGUUCCUUAAGGAAAAUGGAAUGCUAAAUCUCGGAUGGAGUUACUUUUCAAUUGUCAAGGCGACCGAGAAGGUGUUCGUGGAGAAGUUCAUAUGCCCUCACACGGAAGCUGCACCAUACCUCGCUGAAGACUAUGAUGCUGCUUGCAGAGGGGAAGUGCCGACUAAUUUCAGAUUCGCAUGAGCCAGGGACGGGCUAUGAAAAUUGGUAACUGUGUGCUGGUUGUCCACUGAUGUAUGUCUUCUAGAUGCUGGUUUGGUCAUUGCUAGCUUGUGAUGAAACUGGUAGUUUGAUUCCUGAAUCCUGUUAUGUUUAUGCCAUCAUUCAGUAGAAAAGAAACCAUGGUUUAUUAUGAACUUUUUAAUUCCUGAAUACUUUUCCUGAAUCCUGAUGUGAACUUUUUCACCCUUGUUUUGGAACACAUGUAUUGGAGAUACGAAAUUGUGAGAUCAGGCCUAUCAUGUCAGUAACAUGCUGGUUUGGUUGUUGGUAUCACCUGAUGAAGCUAUUAAUUAGAUUCAUGAGACCCUGGUAUGUCUGAGUACCACUUCAGUAUAGAAGAAAGCAUGUCAUGGCCAUGAAUUUCUUCAUCCUCAUGUCAUAUUCAUACACAUAUUAAAUUCGGGCCAUUGUGCAGAUGCAUUGGAAUAUAUGUGACUGUGAGUAGUAUAUUUGCACUUCUGGUACAUUUUAUGGAAUACUGAUAUGGAAGCAGCGGAGUGUUCUCAAAUUGCCCCUACAGUAACCAGCACAAUCCUCUCUAUCUACCCGUGAAAGAGUGAAAAUUCUGAACUAUUUUUGGUGGGGAACAAUGUUGGACUUGUUGAUGACCACGACAUGUCGACCACUGCCGAGAAUGCCAUUUGAUCUGUUAAUACCAA